This is a messenger RNA of Pimephales promelas (fathead minnow), 3118 nucleotides long. The record is from RefSeq and is a predicted model, not a curated record. Lineage: Eukaryota; Metazoa; Chordata; Actinopteri; Cypriniformes; Leuciscidae.
AUUGAUAAUAUACAAGACGCUGAACAAACAGCUCUAAACCCAAGGCAAGCUGAAGACAAGCCCUCUUCCUUUGCUGAUGUAGAGGAUAUUGCAGACUCAACACUGCAGACACAACCCAAUUCACUGUGUCCAAAUAUGUCUCUUGGUCAUGUCUCAGUGAAAGCCUCACAAGUUGCCCCAAACCUUAAGCCAAUAUCUUCAGUAGCUCUUGAUAAACCCUCCAUCAUACCUGCUGUGUCUGACUUGGCAUCAGUUCCAAUUCAGAUUUUGGCUAAUACUACAGGGUCAAACACUCCCAUUCUUCUUCUUCCUCCAUCUCAGCUUCAGUCGCUUUCCUCAUCAGCCUCUAAGGCUAGCCCAGGGCUAAUUACCCUUUCCUUACCGAUUCCUCAUAGUCAGAACACUCAGUCCUCCCCCAUGUUCCUAGUUUUGUCACCUCCGGUGUCCUCUACUCCUAGUUCAUCCUCUCCUGGUCAGUUAUCUCAGAUUUCCCCCUCUUCCACUGUUUCCUCAGCUACUUGUCCACUUGAUUUGGGAUCUACAUUAAGUUCAUGUCCAUCACUUCUUAGCCUCGGCACGGUUUCAUCUGCCACAGCUACAGACAUCUCAGGAUUGAAUAACCCCUCUAAUGUUCCUGCUAGCCCUACCUCAUCAACUGCUUCCUCUAGCACUUCCACAGUGACCUCUACAAGUCCAACCAAGCAGUUCAGCUCCGAUGCCUACUCCGACACACCAGUGCCCACUUCCUUUCGGGAGGCUCUUCUCAGAUUGGCUGUGUCAGUGGAGAAGAAACAAGAAAACAAGCCUGAGGUUCAUUCGGUCACUAUUCCAUCCCUAUGUUCCGAAGCAACCAAGUCGGAUUCCUCUUCCACAGUACAUGGGAGUAAAAGCCACGAGACGGAGAUAAACUGUGAUGGUGACACUGAGUCUACCUCAGUAGACCAAGCAGACGCAUUAGAUACCAUCUCUUCCACAUCACCCCUUCCUCCCAUAUCACCCGUAAAUCCCACCAAUCACCCAAAGGACCAAGACCCACAAGCAUUAGGCCCACGUCGCAUUCUUUACUGUCAGUACUGUCCGCGGGUCUUCUACUAUCUUUCAGACCUUGAACGCCAUUCCAUCACACACUCCCAAAGCAAACCCCACGUGUGUCAUCUUUGUGGCAAGGCGUUCAAAAGAUCAAGCCAUCUUGAGCGACAUAAACACAUCCAUACAGGUCAGAGAAACUUUGUGUGCCAGCUUUGCCCGAGGCGUUUUCGUGAAUCAGGGGAGCUAAUGAGACACCAGAGAGUACACACCGGUGAGAAACCUUUUCAGUGCUUGAUAUGCCACAUGCGUUUUGCAGAGCGCAACACACUGCGACGUCACACAAAGCGCAAGCACCAAGGCCAGCAUCUGGAGGCGAUGGGCAUGAAGGUGAAGCCAGAAAGUGGAGAAAUUUCCCUCACUGGUGUACAAGGAGAGUCAGAAGAGAAUGCUGAGUGGUACAGUUCAACAGUUCCUGAAAUGGAGUCUGACAGUGACACCGGGGGAGAUUGAACUACAUGAGGGCAUGAAAAAACUGAUUUUCUUUUUUUUUUUUCUCACAAAAUUUCAAGACAAGCAUAGUUGUAAAAACGUUUAUUGAUAUAACAAUUCUUUACUUCUCACAAGACUAAUAUAAUUGUCUAUAGUUCAUUCCAUUAACUCUUGAGACCUUUACUGGUGAUGACUGAAUCCUGCAAUAUUCACUUCAGAUUCAUUCUAAUAAGCUUUAGUUAUUGAGAUUGACCACUUGAUAAAAAAAAAUUGUUUCAAUUAUUCAUCUCGAAUAAUUUUGAAUCACCAUUAUUUGAUACUUAUUGUUCUCAUUUCAGUUUUUUCAGUUCAUGUACAGCUUUCAAGGCAAUGAUGUAGUUAUUGUAAAAGACUACGGUACUUAGUUUCAAUAUUUAUAAUUUUAUAUUAUGAUAUAUUGAAAUAAUGACACAGAGACAAGAAAUUGCCUAGAUCAGCACAUCUCUAAAUCAUGUUGUGUCCACAAAACUCUGCAGAUAUCCACAGAAUUGGACCAUACAUCAUUCUCAAAGUUCUCAUCAUCUUCCACUCCUUUCACGUUCACUUAUGGCUAAUUUGAUCAUGCUUUUCCUGCUUUUAGCUACUGCAAACUAUGCUUUGGUUUUCUUGUCUUUCAAACUUGUUCAAUGCAAGUGCAUUGUGGCUGCUUUGUGAUUCUCCACCUGACCUGCAGGGGACAGUAUGGUGUUGUGUUUUCUUUAUACUCUUUCAAACUUGAGAUUUACAAAUGCGGGGAUCUUCUGACCUGGCACUGUUGUCACUUACACAUUUGUCUUUUGUUGGUUGGCAUCUUUUGUUGGCAUUUUGUUUAUUGUUGGCAAUUUUUAUUGGAAUUUUCUGUCAUCUUCUUUGACUUAAAUUAACAGCCCAACUAUGAGAGUUGCUACCAAGAAGACUAAUGACUGCAGUCAAUUGGGAGAGGGUGUAUUUUUUUAUUUUUUUAUUUUUUUAUAUAUAUAUAAUUGACUAUGGAAAAGUAAAGCAUGCACCUGGUUACAGAGUUUAGUACUCCUUUAAAACAUUCUAUCAUGCUUUCUUUAAAAUCAAUUUUAUUCUGUAUAUUUCUACAGACCCCCCCCCCCCCAUUUUUAAUUUUCAGAUAUUAUGCAUUAUGAAACAUUUUGCUCUCUGUUCAUUUCGGUUUCUCCCUUUUGCUUUUUUUUUUCCAGAACAGAGAAUUUUUGGUCACCUUAGUAUUUUUCUUUUGAAUGAUCUGCAUUGUUCAUUUUUAAUAUUGAACAUCAACUUUUUGGUUUAUAAACUCUUUUUCCUCUUCAGGGAAACAGGCUGUUUCAUUUUAUUAGCGUGAAAUAUAUAUAUAUUUUUCAUCUGGACAAAGAAGGUUUUACUUCUCAUAAUAGGUUGUCAGACAUUUGUUACAAAUUGUUGGAGAAAGUUUUAAUUUGAAGUUCAUCUGCACAUGUUCUUUUUGAUAUGUAAUUUAAUUUAUUUGAGACAAGAUUUCAACUUUGAGUUGCAGUUUUAAACUUUAAACUUUGAUUAGCUGAAUGUCUAACUUAUUAGUUUUUUUUUUUUAAAUAAGUUUUAAAAAAAUGUUUUA